AUGAAGCCGCCGGCCCAUCAUGAUCCGGAGUGGUUCAAAAUCCCUCAGGAUAUUCGAGACGUACCAUGGAACGAUGCACCCUAUGUUCAGGAAAUCCAUGUCCGCGGAGGCAUUGAAGCUGUCGCAGACACCCUCCUUGGUUUUGUCAGACCCGAGAUCCUCCAACUACAGGGUCACCCAAUCUGUAGGGAAACCCUUGAUGAAGUUCGAAGCAUGCAAGAUGAUGAUAAAGACUGGGACGGGAACAUGGGCUACAUGGACUACAUCACUGAUGCAAGACACCGGAACUAUAAGAGAUGUUAUGUUGGACAAUGCACUGAUGGCGAGCGUCGGAUUCUCAGACAGCAUGUUCAGGAUAUACUACAAAAGUCGCGCCAUAAUCUGCAUCAUUUUAUUGUCUGGAUGGGAAACGGACAAAGAAAUGUCAACUUUAUCCGACUCUGGGCUUGCCCAGAGUCCGUCACGGAGAGCGGUGAAGCCUCCAAUCGGAAUUGGGUUAAAGUCCGGAUGAAUCUUCUGGAAGCUCUCUUUUGCAAGGCGUUUUUUACUCACCAUGGAAUUAUGAACCGGCAUGAGGGCAACAGGCUUCUUCAACUGAAGAGCUUUGGCUUAAAUCUUAUGACCCCACUGGCACAGAAUGGAGUCAAGUUGGACUACGACAGGCUGAAAUUCGUUCAUGAAUCUGAUGCUUCCCCAGACCCUCAGAUUGUGUUCUGGGGCAAGUUUCGAUCACAGCAAAAAAGUGAAGCGAAGAGACGGAGGCUUAGGCAGCUCAAAGCUACGCGUCAGAUUUUCCGAUGUGAUUUCAACCUUGCUUUGCAGAAAGCGUUGCAUGACAAUGUGCUAUUCCAGGAGCUGAAGGAGUCGAUGACCAAUGUCAGCGGAAGCUCGCUAGGCGAGUAUGACUCGACGGAAAAGUUCUCGGAUAUACUGCUUCCAUGGGCACUCGAGCGCUGCAAAUUUGACGAGACAAAUGUCCUUGUUUGGACGUUCAAUUUCCGCGCAUUUUCUCCAAUAAACCAAAACAAUCUCUCAAACCGCUUUGAGGAUACCCGCCAUCGUCACCAAGAAAUAUUAGAUACUAGCAAUGCAAGAAUCAUUAUUCUUUGCGGCUCUCGUGCUGAGGAGGCACUACAGUUUGUCCCCAAGAUUCGCUAUUCUCUUGAAUUACGAGGUUUUCGUUUCUCAAUCUACAUUGCAAACAGCCACAUAUCCAGUGGGGUUUCAAAGCGUCUAUUCAUUGUAUGCCCAGUCUUACCCGCCCGAAUUUGGUCCAAUAUUCGAUGCAAUGGAGCAAUGAUCAGCGAAGCAAUUCGAUUUGCCACCAGUAUGCUGGAGCUUGAAGGAAUUCGUCCUUACUCUGUCAAAACUUCUUCAAUCCUGGGAUCUAUCCUUUCGUGGGCAAGAAUGGAGAAGUUAGGAAAAGAAGCUGUUACGUUAGAAACGAUGGACUUCAAUGUUGCACUCUGGCUUAGCCGAAAAGGAAUCGGCUUUAAGUGCCUUGAGGAAAUUGUGAAGCUGUCUGGAAACCUUCCCCGAGCACUUUUGAUGAUACUGUAUGCUUUGAGACGGCAAUUACAGAAACCAGAAUGGUUUACCAAGCGACAUUUACCCUUUGAAAACCAAGAUGAGCAAUUACCACCCAAAAAGAAACUCUGCAAUGGGGCUUUGGAUAUGAAAUGUUGCAAAGAUGUUGAGAAGAUCGUCAAGAAGGCCACAGAUAAAAUUGAUGAAGAGUAUGCGCAGAGGCUACAAAGCCUUGUUGAGAAACCUUCCUUGAUCGCUGGACCCCAUGCCUCCCAAAGCCCAGAAACCGACGCACAGGAUAUAUCCAGUGACGUUGAUCUUUUAUUGGGCAAACAGCUACCAGAUUCAAUGAUUCUAAAGAAAGUUCAUUCAGAGAUCCUACUGAAAAACCCCAAGCCCAUGACACCAGAAGAAUACAAGCGCGACAGCGAGCUAGACACAGAUAUUGCAGAUCUUGUGCCGCUUUGCACCGAGGCCAUAGACCUCGGAAUUCUGGAGCCAAGUCUCCGACGAGCGAAACGAACAAAUCGCGAGAAGAAAGAGGGACGUAUCUGGAAGAAUCAGGUCAAUGUCUUUCGCGACAAAGAAUACUACUACAGAGCUAACCCGGACAUUGAUCAACACCGAACAAUCUAUGUCAAUUAUUGCCCAAUUGAGCUCCCACGAGGUGAAGACAUAGGAGAUGGAACAGUUCAGGUGAAAAUUGAAAUAACCCCUCCAGGCGAAUCUCAUCCUCAAUGCUACUCCACUCAAGCCACCGACAUGGAUCCAUCAUGUUGCCUAGCAUUUCAGGUGAAAUACAGCCCACACAACGGUCCUGAUAUUACAAAAUACGUUACGCAUUCGAGACUGACGUCUGUUUGGAAAGCCAACACCUUUGUCGACGUUCUCAGGGGCAAACCGAUUGAGGAGAUAGCCUGUACUCCACGACGGUAUAUCUACUUCUGGAAGGAUAGUCGCAUUCCACCUGGGCUUGAAAAAUUUGUGGGUGGCGGUUACACUGAUGGAACCCCUUCUGGUCAGUAG
This is a messenger RNA of Penicillium nucicola, 2553 nucleotides long. RefSeq lists its product as uncharacterized. Bases 1 to 2553 code for a protein of 850 amino acids. The record is from RefSeq and is a predicted model, not a curated record. Lineage: Eukaryota; Fungi; Ascomycota; Eurotiomycetes; Eurotiales; Aspergillaceae. The transcript is spliced from 3 exons.